Salvia hispanica is the source of this 1110-nucleotide messenger RNA. RefSeq names its product cell division control protein 2 homolog C-like. The record is from RefSeq and is a predicted model, not a curated record. NCBI's taxonomy places the organism in Eukaryota, Viridiplantae, Streptophyta, Magnoliopsida, Lamiales, Lamiaceae. Gene Ontology annotation, cellular component: cytoplasm; cyclin-dependent protein kinase holoenzyme complex; nucleus. Gene Ontology annotation, molecular function: cyclin-dependent protein serine/threonine kinase activity; ATP binding; cyclin binding. Gene Ontology annotation, biological process: regulation of gene expression; protein phosphorylation; G1/S transition of mitotic cell cycle.
AAACAGCAGAUUUCCAAAGUUGAGAGGGAAAGGGAAAGAGAGAGAGAGAAUUAUCUUGAAUCUUGAUCCAUCAAUGGAGAAGUACCAGAAACUGGAGAAGAUCGGGCAGGGAGCCUACGGCAGCGUCUACAAAGCCAGAGACACAUCCACCGGGCAGCUCGUGGCAUUAAAGAAAAACCACCUCCCCAUCUCCGAUCAAGGCAUCCCUCCCUCCACCCUCCGCGAGGUCUCCCUUCUCCAGCUCCUCUCCAACUCCCUCUACAUCGUCCGCCUCCUCUCCGUCGAGCACAUCCCCAUCCACAACGGCAAGCACCUCCUCUUCCUCGUCUUCGAGUAUCUCGACACCGAUCUCAAGAAAUUCAUCGACUCCCACCUCCAACCCCCGAACCCCACCCUCCUCCCUCCCAACACCGUCCAGAGCUUCCUCUUCCAGAUCUGCAGCGGCGUCGCGCACUGCCACAGCAACGGCGUCCUCCACCGCGACCUCAAGCCUCACAACCUGUUGAUUGAUGUGGAGAAGGGGAUUAUCAAGAUUGCUGAUCUCGGCCUCGGGAGGGCCUUUUCCGUCCCUCUCAAGAACUACACGCACGAGGUUGUUACUCUGUGUUACAGAGCUCCGGAGGUUCUUCUUGGAGCGAAUUACUCGACUGCUGUUGAUAUGUGGUCUGUUGGCUGCAUUUUUGCGGAGAUGGUGAGGAUGAAAGUCUUGUUUCUUGGAGAUUCAGAGUUUCGGCAGCUUCUCAUCAUUUUUAGGUUGCUUGGAACGCCUACGGAGGAGGUGUGGCCGGGAGUUACUUCUCUGCCCGAUUGGCAUGCGUAUCCCCAGUGGGAACCUCAAGACUUAGCGCAUGCCGUUCCAUAUUUGGGAGCUGAUGGUGUUGACCUUCUAUCAAAGAUGCUUAUAUAUAAUCCAGCUGAUAGAAUCUCAGCAAAAGAUGCUAUGAAUCAUCCCUACUUUGACACUUUGGAUAGAAAUCAGUUCUGAUACUCUUCUAUAUCGAGGCUGUAAGCAAGAGUUGAGAUACUACAUUACUACUGUUGUCUGCUGGGAGGAUAUGUCAUCAUGUUGGUUAUAUUCUUGGCUUGUUGUGUGGCAUUCAUUCAUUCAUC